Molecule: messenger RNA, 2133 nt
Organism: Ascochyta rabiei
Lineage: Eukaryota; Fungi; Ascomycota; Dothideomycetes; Pleosporales; Didymellaceae
Product: ATP-binding cassette long-chain fatty acid transporter pxa2
Exons: 3
Coding region: 1-2133 (710 amino acids)
Biological process (GO): long-chain fatty acid import into peroxisome; fatty acid beta-oxidation; peroxisome organization
Cellular component (GO): peroxisomal membrane
Molecular function (GO): ATP binding; long-chain fatty acid transmembrane transporter activity; ABC-type transporter activity
Source: RefSeq, a predicted model, not a curated record
AUGGCAGUCCUGUCGAAACCUUGGUCGAAGAAAAGGUUAUCCAACGCUUCGAUCAAAUCGCUCAUCAACGACUUUACGUCCAUCUACCUCCAAAACCGCACGCGCAUCUCACGCGCUGUGUACCUCACCCUCUUUGUCGCCCUCAUCAACCGCGUUCGCAACGCCAUCGCCGAACAGAAAGCCGCUUCGAUAAGGCGUGAAGCACAGCGAAAGACGGGGACAGGGCCAAGUGAAGGUGAAGCGACAGGUCGGAAGAAGGUCGAGCUAAAUCGCGAGUUCUUCAAAAACCUCUUGCGGCUGCUUAAGAUAUGCAUACCAGGAUGGCGGAGUAAGGAGUUCAGACUGAUCAUCAGUCACAGCAUCUUCUUGGUGCUGCGGACCAUGAUCAGCCUGUAUGUUGCCGAGCUCGACGGAAGGCUGGUCAGCAGUCUGGUGCGGGGAAAAGGGAGUGAGUUUUUGAAAGGGCUUGUGUGGUGGAUGACUGUUGCCAUCCCAGCAACCUUCACGAACUCGAUGCUCUCCUACCAUCAGUGCAAAUUGUCCCUGCAGUACCGCACACGACUCACGAAUUACGUCCACAACAAGUACCUUUCACAAAUGACGUUCUACACGCUAUCAGCCCUCGAUGACCGAAUCAAGAAUGCCGAUCAGCUCAUCACCGUGGAUGUGGCUAAAUUCGCAAACAGUCUUGCGGAACUUUACUCGAAUCUUGCAAAGCCGGUACUCGACAUAAUAGUAUACAACUACUCCCUAUCACGGAGCGUAGGAGGGGAAGGUCUCUUCUUUAUGAGUUUGCUCGUUCAGCUGUCUGCGAACGUCAUGCGCGCGCUCACUCCACCGUUUGGAAAAUACGUUGCAGACGAGGCGAGGCUCGAGGGCGAAUUCAGAUUCCAGCAUUCAAGGCUCAUCGACUACAGCGAGGAAGUGGCACUGUAUCACGGCCACGAAGCAGAGAAAGAUACACUGGAUAAAGGCUACUUCACACUCAUCAAGCAUGUCAACAGGAUACUGCGGAGACGACUGUAUCACGGUGUAAUGGAGGAUUUUGUGAUCAAGUACUUUUGGGGUGCAUUGGGGCUUAUGCUCUGCAGUGUGCCUGUAUUCUUCCAGGUCCCUGGACAGAACUCGAGUAAUAUGGGUGAUCGGACGGAGAGCUUUGUCACCAACCGCCGCAUGCUGCUCAUGUCUUCCGACGCCUUCGGCCGUGUCAUGUUCUCGUACAAGGAGAUCACUGAACUUGCCGGUUACACAUCCCGUGUGUCCACCUUACUGGACGUCAUUGAUGACAUUCAGGCUGGCCACUUCGAGAAGAAGUUAGUCUCGUCGGCCAACACAGAGGAAAACGCAGCUGUUCUACGUGGUCGUGGCACAGUGACGGAGGGCGAAGACAUCGAAUUUGUUGACGUACCCAUCGUAUCACCCAAUGGCGAUGUACUCGUGCGCAAACUCUCGUUCACUGUAAAGCCCGGGGAUCACCUGCUGAUUGUCGGUCCCAAUGGCUGCGGCAAAUCAAGCUUGUUCCGCAUUCUCGGGGGCUUGUGGCCUGUGUAUGGCGGCACAGUACGAAAGCCACCGUUUGAAGACAUUUUCUAUAUCCCUCAGCGCCCUUACCUUUCUCGCGGGACAUUGCGCCAGCAAAUCAUCUACCCUGAUAACUUGCGCGAGAUGCGCGACAAGGGCGUUGCAGACGAUGACCUGUACAACAUCCUCAGCAUCGUGGAGAUUGAAUCCAUAGUUGAUCGUCCCGGUGGCUGGGAUGCUGAACAAGAGUGGACCGAUGUGCUCUCCGGUGGUCUACAACAGCGCGUGGCCAUGGCGCGAUUGUUCUACCACCGGCCUCGGUACGCGAUUCUGGACGAGUGCACGAGCUCUGUAACAUUAGAGAUCGAGAGAGUCAUGUACGAUGAGGCGAAGCGACUUGGAAUCACACUUAUGACUGUGUCGCACAGGAGGAGUCUAUGGAAGUAUCACGAGAAGAUCUUGCAAUUCGACGGGCAGGGCAAGUACGUGUUCACAAGGUUGGAUGCAGAGCGAAGGCUGGAGCUUGAAGAUGAGAAGGAGGACAUCGAGCUGCAGUUGCGAGCUGUUCCGGACAUUGAGCAAAGGAUUGCGGAAUUGGAGGCUGCCAUGUGA